GGGCCUCUUCCUUCUCCAUCUUCUCUUCAACUGCCUUUCCUAACUCAGAGUCGCGUCGCUAAGCAACGAGGCUCCGCCCCCUCCUUCGCGGUUGCGAGGGGAAACGCAUCCCUGUCCUCUGCUCUGAUUGGCCGCUUCCUCCCCGAGGCUUCUAAUUGGGCGGGAGCCCUUUCCUCCCGUCGCGGACUCUGACGUCACUGGAGCGCGCCGGCCCCGUUCCCUCGGAGCGAAGGGAAAAAAAGACACCCAAGAUGGCGGAGCUGGGGAAGAAGUAUUGCGUGUAUUGCUUGGCCGAGGUGAGCUCGCUCCGCUUCCGCUGCACCGAGUGCGCCGACAUCGAGCUCUGCCCCGAGUGCUUCUCAGCCGGCGCGGAGAUCGGGCCUCACCGGCGCUGGCACGGCUACCAGCUGGUGGACGGAGGGCGCUUCACCCUCUGGGGCGCCGAGGCCGAGGGCGGAUGGAGCAGCCGCGAGGAGCAGCUCCUCCUCGACGCCAUCGAGCAGUUUGGCUUCGGGAACUGGGAAGAUAUGGCUGCUCAUGUUGGAGCAUCACGAACACCGCAGGAAGUGAUGGAACACUAUGUGAGCAUGUAUAUACAUGGUAACCUUGGGAAAGCCUGCAUCCCUGACAUUAUUCCCAACAGAGUGACUGAUCAUACCUGCCCAAGUGGUGGUCCACUUUCACCUAGCUUAACAAUGCCUCUGCCACCCUUAGACAUAUCUGUGGCUGAACAGCAACAGCUGGGUUACAUGCCACUUCGUGAUGAUUAUGAGAUUGAGUAUGACCAAGACGCUGAGAUUCUGAUCAGUGGCCUUUCAGUUAAUUACGACGACGACGAUGUGGAAAUAGAAUUAAAAAGAGCCCACGUAGACAUGUACGUAAGAAAACUGAAGGAGAGGCAGCGCCGAAAGAACAUCGCUCGUGACUACAACCUGGUUCCUGUUUUUCUGGGGAAAGACAGAAGAGACAAAGAAAAACCUUUGAAACGCAAAAUCACAAAAGAAGAAAAAGAGCUGAGGUUAAAACUGCGGUCUCUCUAUCAGUUUAUGUCUUGUAAGGAGUUUGAUGACUUUUUUGAAAACCUGCACAAGGAGAAGGUACUUCGAACCAAGAUCAGGGAACUGCAGAGGUAUCGACGGAACGGUAUAACAAAAAUGGAAGAGUCUGCAGAAUAUGAGGCAGCUAGACACAAGCGGGAAAAAAGGAAAGAAAAUAAAAAUAUUAGUACUUCUAAGAGAGGAAAGGAAGAUGGUAAGGAUGGGGAAUUUGCUACAAUUGAAAAUCUGCCUGGCUUUGAACUGUUAUCUGACCGAGAGAAAGUACUUUGUAGUUCUAUUAACCUGAGUCCAGCACGUUACGUGACUGUUAAAACUAUCAUCAUUAAAGAUCAUCUUCAAAAAAGACAGGGCAUUCCAUCAAAAAGUCGCCUUCCUAGUUACUUGGAUAAAGUACUAAAGAAAAGGAUUUUAAAUUUCUUAACAGAAAGUGGUUGGAUAUCAAGAGAUGCUUCCUGAAUCUUGUCCACUUUGGAAUAGCAUUAUUAUGAACAAAAGACCCGUUGUUGUUAAGAAUAGUUUGUUUACCUGCCUCCUUAACACACACAAACACACCUAUGUUAUAUCUUGUAAUAUGUCAUUUCCUCAACCAAUAGAUUUUUUUUCAUUACAUCGUGCAAAUGGUAACUCUUACUUUGUGCCCCACACUUGGACGUCAUCUUGAGAAACAUCACGAUGAAAUGGCUCACUGAUCUGGUGAAACACGAACCCUAGCAGUAGUUUUUGAGCAUUUCUGCUGUACAAGCUGUUUUUGUAGGGGGUAGGGGAACCCUCCGUUGUGUUUUUGGAGGAUGCUAUUUUCUGCACAUUUACGUGGAAGUGACUUGAGAUCGAAUCUUCUGAUCCUUUUGUUGAAUGAGCCUGCAUGUGCUGCAUGUACCUCUUACUAAAGCUUGGAUACCGAAUUACAGAAGCACAGCAAAAUUAGGAUUUCUUGACAAGUAUCUUUAGCUAUGAACCUGUUUUGUUGUUCAUUAACAAAGCAAUGUGUUCCGCUAGACUGGCAGCAAGAUACCAAACAACAGGGCUUUAAAAAUGCAGUACUCUAUGGUGAUCAGUUUUAAUGGUAGAUUGGCUUAAUCAUAUAGGAGUGGGCAAAUUCCUGGGGGCAAUUUUGCCGGGGGGUGGGCAGCAAUCACCACCCUCAUCUCAAAAUGUGAUAUAUUGUUUUGCCUAACAGGGGAGUUUUGAGAAAACCAGCAGAAAUACCCCCCACCCCAAAUACUAAAGCAGGGUUGGGAGUCAUGGUGAUCUUCUGAUGAUGGAUUGCAACUCCCAGGAUUCCUCAUGACAAGCAAUACUGUCUAAGACUUCUGGGAGUUGCUUUUAGGAAACAUUUAGAGGGCUGUAUGAUUCUCUCAACCUGAGCUACAGCAAGGCUUCUCUUGGAAGCUUCUUAUCACUAGAAGUUCUUUUUCAGCCCUGUGGUCUUGGGCAGGCUAUGCGAUUUUCACCCCAAUCUGGUUAAAUAUAGACCAGCUGCAGUUGGAAGGCUUGGCAAAUAUGUAGUAUUCCAAUUUUAAAUGCAGUGGUGAGCCAAGAGUCCAGUGUGUUACUGCUUUUUAAAAACAUUAAUUUCAUUUGAUUGAAGGGGUAAUGGGUGUCAUCCAGACUGUCUGUGUGUUGCUGGGUUUUUCAAUUUAUUUUAGAAACCCAGCUACAUUGCCCUACAAUGAGCUUAGGGUAAGCCUGCACUAGUUGACUGACUAGGUUCACCAGGCAUGCAGCAUAGCCUGGAAGGGACUUCAUAACCUCCUUGGCUAUUUGGGCAUCAUUUGGGAAUCAAUUGCAAGUUAUGAAGGCUCAUGCUAUUGCAACACAUAGUAGAGCAGACAGAAAUCAAAGGAUAAAAGGCAGGACUGUUGCUGUGAAAGGUGUUGUGUUUACUCAUCCAUUGCCAUUUCAUUUGCUGUCGGCACAGAGCCAUAGUCCAGGAAUCCUUGUACAAUUUGCCCAGUGCCUUUCUAAUUAAGAAAAGCACUCCUUACUCCUCUCCAAUCAGCUUUUAAACCUGGGGUAGCAGUGGCUUCACAAGCAGUUUUGCUGUGUAGUAUAGAAAUAAAAGGUUGAAAGCACCCUGGACUAUAUGUGUACAAGCUUUCCAGCAUCAGCAGAAGUUGUGUUGAUUAUGCUGGAUGCUGCAGUGAUGCCUCUCAUGCACCCAGUUUGCUAGAGAAUGAGCCUUGCUAUUUGUUACUUUGUUACCUACAAAUUUCUGGUUCUUGAAAACACAGUUCUCAGUACAGCAAGGGCAGCGCAGUCAUAAGUUUUCAACAGUAAUUUUGAUUUCAAUGGGACUUUAUCCACAGUAAAUGUGCUUAAAAUUCCUGUUUUCCAAAACUGUUUGUGAAUACAGUACUGUUAUAUAUGUGUAUAAUUCUGGACUUCUCCAAUUCAGAUGCAAGUGGUGGAUUAUAAUUUAAAUGUUCUUUCCAUGAAAUAAAUUAGCACAUCAGAGAGUGGUUUAGGGAAGCAUUAACAAUGAUGUACCAUUUCGUAUCAGUGGUAGCAUGUUCUACUAUCUCAAUCUGCUGUAGAUCUAGCCUCUCUGUUACAAGUAGCUGUUGCUUCAUAUACUAAUGUUUUAUCACCAAUCUGCAACUCUGUUUAGCUAGUCUGGUAACUUUGGCGUAUUCCAACUUCCAGCAGUUCAUCAAAUAGUAAUGGUACGAAGACCAUCGUCCUCAAGAAAACUUCAAUUUCUGUGCUUCUCAAUAUGUUUCUUCUCAGAUUGAGUUUGAUUGUUUACCAUUUUGCCUUUAAAACUCUGCUCACAAGUGUUGAGGUUUUAUAUUAGGGGUGGGAAUCAUGUGGCUCUCCAAAUGAUGUUGUACUGUAGGUCCCAGCAGCCUAAAGCAGCAUAGCUAGUGGUGAGGAUUACAGUCCAGUAGAUGAAGAGCUAUGAUUCCCAGCCAUGUUAUAGAUUACAUACCCAGCUUUAGAUUUUGGCCUUACUCAACAGUCUCAUAAUCUUCAGUGAGACUGAAGCACAACGAAGGGCCUUAUCAUAUGAGGGGGGAAAAGUCAAGAGAGAUUGGGAGAGUAGUGGCUUUCUCUGUGCCUCAUCUCAUGCUGCUGUAGCACUUCUGUUCUUCCUGAGGGUGGCAGUUGUAAAAGCAUGCCUUUUGCGAAAGGGAUUUUUUUGGCAUGACAAAAGGCACAUUUGUAUGACUGUCUCCCUUGGAAAGAGAACAAAACUGCUACAACAACAUGCAGAGAGGCACUGACAAAGCCACUACUCUUCCAGUCCCUUUCAGCUUUCUUUUCUCAAGUCUCUAACUCUCACAAACAGCAGGCCUUUUUAAAUUCCUAAACUAUUAUCUAGAUGUUUGUUUAGGUCUAGAAGAUCCAUCAGAAAUUGAUAGUCUGUAUGCUAUCAAUAUAUCUGUGAGAUCAUGUCAAAGAAUCUCACAGAUAGGGGAGACUAAUGUAAGCCUUACAUUUGGUUAGCCCUUUACUGAUGCCUGAGAAGAGCAACUGGUGCUAAACAUAACUUAUUGGUAUUCCAAAAGUUUUCAGUGUGUGCGUUUAUUACAUCUGCAAAGGCUUUUACAGCGAGCACUUUCAUAAGAAGCAUAUGUUCUUGCAAAGCCUCUUUAAAAGUUUUCAAAUAAAUACUUUAAUAUCACUAAUGUUUCAUUAACGUUAUUUAGAAGUGAAUUGCUGGACUAGAUCUCUGAGCUAAUGCUUGAGAAAUAUGGGUAGCAGAAUUAUUCCCUAACAUGCAUGCACAUAAGUAGCACUGGGACUAUUAUUUUCAUUGUUCAAGAAAGACAAAUUGUAUUUUUCACUGCAUGUUGUAUCACACUGUGGUAUGAACCAGAUUAUAACUGUUCAGUUGUCCUCCUUUUAAUUAUUUAAUAAUACACUUCAAUUAAUUUGAUCUCUUUUACAGUAUCUGGGUGCAUUAGAGGGAAAUAUCUGUGCUGCUACCCAAACAAUGUAUGCUAAUAUCAUUUUCCCUUCUCCAUUAGAAAAGAAAUUCUUCUAGCGAAUAUGACCAUAGUGUCCGCUCUGCUGUGGAUACAGGUAACUGGAAGCUCAUCCCUAGAACUACAGAAAGGGAUGUGGCAGUCAUUCAUUAUAAGGCAAAAAGAGAAUGCAAAACCUAUGUCUGUAUUUCCAUUAUUGGCAGGCAUUCCAAGCCUGGGACAGGUUUUUUGUUUCCACAUUGAACAGAAUUUUAAGUACAUACUUUGGUGAUGUGAGGAUAUGCUAAUGCAUAAUUUUGAUGAAUAGCUAUUAUGAGGAGUAUGGUCGAACUAACUAGAAGGAGUUGUCUUCACUAGGAUGUAUAUUUGAUGUUUUAAAGUAGGGCCCGACUGAGCUGCAAGUAUAGUUGUAUAGCAAUAGCUACAAGGGAAAGCAUCGUAUUUAUGCAAGAUGCCCAUCUGGCAAGUUGAAACUUGGGUGAGUACUAUGAUGUGCUGGAUGGAUGUAUAUACAAAUAGUUUUGUAGGCACAAAUCAGGCCCAUCCACAUAGCCAAAACAGUGUAAACAAAAUUCUGAACAACAAUGUACAACCAAAUUUGGAAGGGGACAUUUUUGUUUAAACAAAUAUAUACAUUUACACAUAAAGAAAGUCAUACUGGAGACUGGUAUUUCACUACAUUGUAAAUU
Molecule: messenger RNA, 5676 nt
Organism: Sceloporus undulatus (fence lizard)
Lineage: Eukaryota; Metazoa; Chordata; Lepidosauria; Squamata; Phrynosomatidae
Gene: TADA2B
Product: transcriptional adaptor 2B
Exons: 2
Coding region: 252-1514 (420 amino acids)
Biological process (GO): chromatin remodeling; regulation of transcription by RNA polymerase II
Cellular component (GO): SAGA-type complex; nucleus
Molecular function (GO): chromatin binding; transcription coactivator activity; zinc ion binding
Source: RefSeq, a predicted model, not a curated record